CAGCACAAACCGCUCCAGGGGUAGGAAAGUUCUGGCGCUCAGCCCUGGAGAGAGAGGCCAGCAGCGGCCCCUGCCGCCAUGGACGCCACCGUGAGCCCCAGUGUCUCCACCGGAACCCCCGCACCUCCCCACCCGUCGGACCGUAUCAAGAAUGCAGCAGACAUCUCUGUCAUUGUCAUCUACUUCGUGGUGGUCAUGGCCGUGGGGAUAUGGGCCAUGCUGAAGACCAAUCGAGGGACAGUGGGAGGCUUCUUCUUGGCUAGCCGGAACAUGGUGUGGUGGCCAAUUGGUGCUUCCCUCUUUGCCAGCAACAUUGGCAGUGGCAGUUUUGUGGGACUGGCUGGGACAGGCGCAGCUUCAGGAAUUGCUGUUACGGUACUUGAGACCAAUGGCCUGCCAUUGCUAUUGGUCCUAGGCUGGUUGUUUGUCCCUAUUUACAUCAAGGCUGGGGUGGUAACCAUGCCCGAGUACCUGAUGAAGAGGUUUGGAGGAAAAAGGAUUCAGAUCUACUUCUCCCUCCUUUCCCUGUUCUCUUCUGUGGCAAUGAGAAUCUCGGCAGACAUGUUCUCAGGAGCCAUAUUCAUCAAGCUGGCCCUCGGGCUGGACCUUUACGUGGCCAUCUUCAUCCUCCUGGUCAUCACGGGGAUCUUUACUGUUGCAGGUGGUCUGGCCUCUGUGAUUUACACUGACACCCUGCAGACGGUCAUUAUGCUGGUUGGUUCUUUCAUCCUCACCGGCUAUGCUUUUGCAGAAGUGGGAGGGUACGAGUCCUUCACUGAGAAGUACAUGAAAGCCAUCCCAUCUGUCAUCACAGACGGAAAUGUAACUCUGAAACCAGAAUGCUACAUGCCCAAAGAAGACUCCUUCCACCUCUUCCAGGAUCCCAUCACUGGCGAACUCCCAUGGCCAGGAAUUGUCAUUGGAAUGAACCUUGUUUCUGUUUGGUACUGGUGCACAGACCAGGUGAUUGUGCAGCGCUGCCUCUCAGGGAAGAACCUGUCCCAUGUGAAGGCUGGCUGCAUCAUGUGUGGCUACCUGAAGCUGCUCACCCUCUUCCUCAUGGUGAUGCCUGGCAUGAUCAGCCGCAUUCUGUACCCAGAUGAGGUGGCCUGUGCAGUGCCUUCAGAAUGUGAGAAACACUGUGGAACCAGGGUGGGCUGCACCAACAUGGCCUACCCGAAGCUUGUGUUAGACCUCAUGCCAAAUGGACUUCGAGGACUGAUGAUGUCUGCCAUGUUGGCAUCACUCAUGAGCUCCCUCACCUCCAUCUUCAAUAGUUCCAGCACGUUGUUCACCAUUGACAUCUAUACCAAAAUCCGAAAGCAAGCAUCGGAGAGAGAGCUCCUGAUAGCAGGAAGGUUGUUCAUCAUCAUCAUGAUUGCCCUCAGCAUUGCUUGGGUCCCAUUAGUCCAGGAAGGUCAAAACGGUGAACUUGUCCAGUAUGUAGAAUCAAUAUCAAGCUACCUUGGGUCCCCCAUUGCAGCCGUGUUCCUUCUUGCCAUCUUCUGCAAGAGAGUUAAUGAACAGGGGGCCUUCUGGGGACUGAUGUUUGGACUUGUGGUCGGCAUGACUCGCAUGAUUGCUGAGUUUGUCUAUGGGACAGGCACCUGCAUGGAGCCCAGCAAGUGUCCCAACAUCAUCUGUGGAUGGCAUUUCUCCUAUUUUGCCAUCGUCCUUUUCGCCCUGACAGCCUUGGUUGUACUUGGCAUCUCUCUGGUGACAAAGCCGAUUCCUGAUGUACAUCUGCAUCGCCUUUGCUGGGCUCUCCGUAAUAGCAAGGAAGAGCGCAUCGACCUGAAUCCUGUUCAGUAUGGACAAGAGGAAGCUGAAGACAAGGUGGAAGAAGAUAUCCCUGCGGAAUCACCAGGAUGUUUCAAGAGGGCCUGGAAUGCAUUCUGUGGGCUGGAGUCGAAGAAAGGCCCCAAGCUGACCAAGGAAGAGGAAGCUGCCCUGCAGAAGAAGCUGACAGACACAUCCGAAAAACCCUUCUGGAGGAACGUGGUCAAUGUCAACGCCAUCCUGGUCAUGACGGUGGGCGUCUUCUACCACGGCUAUUUUGCCUGA
Gracilinanus agilis (Agile Gracile Mouse Opossum) is the source of this 2064-nucleotide messenger RNA. RefSeq names its product solute carrier family 5 member 4-like. Gene Ontology annotation, biological process: sodium ion transport; transmembrane transport. The record is from RefSeq and is a predicted model, not a curated record. Gene Ontology annotation, cellular component: plasma membrane. The transcript has 16 exons. Bases 79 to 2064 code for a protein of 661 amino acids. Lineage: Eukaryota; Metazoa; Chordata; Mammalia; Didelphimorphia; Didelphidae. Gene Ontology annotation, molecular function: D-glucose:sodium symporter activity.